Molecule: messenger RNA, 297 nt
Organism: Fusarium verticillioides 7600
Lineage: Eukaryota; Fungi; Ascomycota; Sordariomycetes; Hypocreales; Nectriaceae
Exons: 1
Coding region: 1-297 (98 amino acids)
Source: RefSeq, a predicted model, not a curated record
AUGGAGGUGGUUGAAUCACGAGCACAACUAUCUCAGUCUUGGCCAUGCAACUUCAACCAGGGCUCCGGAGCACCUUUGAGUACUGGUUAUUCUUCUAAAGAGGUUGAUAUUGGCGAAGUAGAAGAGGACGCUGCUCAAUUGUGGGGUGCUGUUCUGUCGAAUGAUGGCGACUGGGACCCAACUAUUCAAGGCUCGAAUGGCAAGCUCAUGUAUCCUCUGAGGUCCAUUCGAACAGUACUGAACGGAUCAUUCGCCAUCGCUCAGAUGAUCAUGACACGAAGCUAUGGAGUAGUAUGA